This is a messenger RNA of Caenorhabditis remanei, 1422 nucleotides long. RefSeq lists its product as uncharacterized. The transcript has 7 exons. The record is from RefSeq and is a predicted model, not a curated record. Bases 1 to 1422 code for a protein of 473 amino acids. Lineage: Eukaryota; Metazoa; Nematoda; Chromadorea; Rhabditida; Rhabditidae.
AUGACGGACUCGGUGGGUCAAACCGAGAUGUCUCAUUUCGUGACAACAAUUAUGGAUAUCGCUCUGGAACAGGGAGAUUUUAUUAGUCGCCAGACACUAGAAGAACUGGAAGAAAUGAUACAACCAAAAGUCAUGCCACAACAUUACGCCUCCCUAACGGCACCUCGUGGAGAUCAUGAAGACCGCGUGAAACUUACCAAAGAUGUGAUUGACGUUGUAAAGAAAAUGGUGGAAGUUGGAAAGUUUGCGUCGGAUAUAAUGGGCAAGUAUCUUGGACCAAUUGGGACAGUCGCUGGGUUUGUGAAGGAUAUCAUCGAGCAUUUUGAGGAGAAGAAGGAGGAUCCAGUGCUGAGAGAGAUCAAGGAACUGAGUAUGCAGCUAUCGGCUCUCUCCCAAAAAAUGACUACCCAUUUCGACGAUCUGAAAUCUUUUGUUGUUGAGCAAAACUUCUAUGAUAAGUACACCGUCGCCAUAUCCACUCUUUACAAGUAUAUGCAAGACACUCUGAACGAUUUGUCGACGGAUUCCAUAGAAAAGUUUGAGGCGAACUAUAAGAAGAGUGACCCGCAGAAUCUAGUUUAUGAGAUAAUGACUAAACUGGAACAGGAGUCGACUAACCCGCUGAAAUGGGCAAUGAAGGGGGAUUAUUUGAAGAGCAGGGACACUUUUAACAAGUGGAAGGAGAUUCUGGAUAGUGUGUUGGCGGAGGCACUAUUCCUCGAAAUCUACGCAUCAGCGCUUUUUCCAAAGGUUGGACAACAUGGUAUCACUAAGAUACUUGAAAAAACUGCGAGGUACAAGGAGAUGCUUAAGGAGUGGGAAGAGGAUUAUUUGACAAAAGAAUACUUUUGGCCCGACGGAAUAGAGCAAUUGAUGAAUGAGGUUCAUGACAAAAAGUCACUCUCCACUAAGGAAGCAAAAGUGAAUAAAAUAUGGGCGGGAAUUGAGUCCAUCAUGACAAACUGCAAAUUCUACGCGGUCGUUGUAAACAGUGGACACAUCUAUACUCUGGCUGAGCUCACCAGAAAUACACGAGCCGUGAUUUCCGAAAGAAACGGAUUCGUUAUCAUGAUCUACCACAACUCAAAAAAGCCAAGAAAACAAAAUGAGUACGUGUGGCUGAAAGAAAUCGUGCCUGUAUGGAACAAAAGGGCUAAAGUGCUUGACGCCUUCAAUUUUAACCACUGGUCAAUGGUCAGGAGAUACAUGGAGGUAGACAAUAUAGCGCGGUUGGGACAUAGUGUCGCUGCGUUUAUCUUUGCUGUGGCACAAAGUAAGGAGCAUAUCGCCGUGAGAUACUCCAAGAUGGAUGAUGGUAGCUUAGGUCCUGGUCAUUUCACGUUCGAUGGAUAUGUGGUGUGUGAUGAUGCGAUAACAAAAACCACGCAGCCUAUUUUUUAUCUUCUUGGAUAUAGAACAUAA